Nomia melanderi (Alkali bee) is the source of this 1498-nucleotide messenger RNA. RefSeq lists its product as uncharacterized. The record is from RefSeq and is a predicted model, not a curated record. Gene Ontology annotation, cellular component: Cajal body. Gene Ontology annotation, biological process: spliceosomal snRNP assembly. Lineage: Eukaryota; Metazoa; Arthropoda; Insecta; Hymenoptera; Halictidae. Gene Ontology annotation, molecular function: U1 snRNA binding; U2 snRNA binding.
AAUGACUGUUCAUAACGCAGUUCCUACUACCAACAGUGAGUGCAAAGGCGCACAAUUCUAAAGAUUGUAGGAACGUAACCUCGCUAGUGAAAAUGUGCCGGUUGAAUUUCCGUAUUAAGGUAGACUUGUGUAAAUUUUAUAACGAUGUGCGUCGAUUUUGUUGGAUUUUUGUCGACGGUUCGAGAACACUGCGAAUCUCCCACGCGAUGGAGCACAUUUCAAAGUUAUUUAACAUUAAAGAGCCGUUUCAUUUGGUCUUGAAUCAAACUGAAUACCUGCCACCUAAUGAGGAUAUUCGAGUUCUCAAAGAAAAUGAAACGAUACUUGUAUGUCCAGGAACAGGCCUUGAAUGUGGAACAGAGACAUCUGAGGUAGUAAACAAUUCAGUGGCACAAUCAGAAGUUCAGAACAUCUUUGCAAAGACAGAGGUAUUUAAUCAUUCAGUUUUACACAAGGAGUCGCAGACUAAUUUUUAUCCAAAUGACUCAGAUUCAAUUUUAAUUCAAAAGAGUGAAUUGAACGAAGCUGUAAAUAGGUCUCAAACCGAUGUUUUAGAAACUAGUAUGGUAUGUGAGAGGAUGGAAGAUGAACAAAGUAGUACAACCAAUUCAAAAGUAGAUGGAAGCGUGUUUACAGAUUUUAAUGUAGAUAGCAGUUUACGCCCGAAGAGAAAAAGAACAAGAAGUCGAAAGAAAAAGGCACAGGAGAUUAAGGAACCAGUGAAAAUUGAAAUCAAAGCUGCAAAGCCCAAAAUAAUUGAUUCUUUUAUCAUUUCUACUAACAAGCACAUAAGGUUUGAUAGUAUAGAAUCCCCGGAAAUGGUAGCAAAGCAAAUUACUCCUAACAAAAAGAUGAAUGGCUCUUACACUAAUGAAGCAACACCUUCUCAUAAGCUUGCUAAUUUAUUAUCACUGGGUCAAAAUUCUACACCAAUUACUUUCACAAACUCGCAGGUGAAGGAGGAGAUAAAAAUUGAACAUGUGUCUGAUGAAGAUACUCGACCUAAUAUUUCUUUUGAGACUAAUAGCGAGAGUAAAAAUUUCGUCAAGGCGUUGCAAGAAGGAAAAGAGUUAACAAGUAAAGAUCUUGAAACUUGUCCACCUCUCAUAACUAAACCUGAACUGAAAAGUAUCCUAGCUUUUAAAAUGCUUAAAAUUGGUGCAGAUUAUACACCACAGGUAUCAGAAUUUAUUGUAGCUGAAGUGAUAUCUUAUUGCCCAGCAAGUUUGUUGUACACCUUCAAAAUCAUGCAGGGUAUAUUAGAAGUUCAAGUACCAGUUGGCAAGUUUACUCUCAUAGAAGAUGAUGAAGAACAAACACUAAAUGAUACUAUUACAAUAAAUAUUGCACAAUUAAUAGAGCCACGAAUCGUGUCAAUGACUGACCCAAAUGGAGCAUCAACUCCAGUUAAUAAUUGUUCUACUAUAAUAGAUCAUGUUAACAAUUGAUAUGUAUAAACUCUUGUGAUAUUUUUUCAUAUUUUACAUAUGUUAAUAAA